Penicillium samsonianum is the source of this 2034-nucleotide messenger RNA. RefSeq names its product protein phosphatase regulator GAC1. Gene Ontology annotation, biological process: regulation of glycogen biosynthetic process. Gene Ontology annotation, molecular function: glycogen binding; protein phosphatase 1 binding. Lineage: Eukaryota; Fungi; Ascomycota; Eurotiomycetes; Eurotiales; Aspergillaceae. The transcript is spliced from 3 exons. The record is from RefSeq and is a predicted model, not a curated record. Bases 1 to 2034 code for a protein of 677 amino acids. Gene Ontology annotation, cellular component: protein phosphatase type 1 complex.
AUGCCAUACACUGCGCCGUUGAAGACGUUGCUCUCCGCGCAGCACAUUGAAUACUCCCAACCAACCGAGCCUUCUGAGCGGCCCGGUUUGGCUCGCUCCUCGUCGGGACGGGCUCAGAAUUCCCGUUCAUAUUCCUCUACCUCAUAUACCCGUCGUCAUCGGAGGAGUCCUUCGAACAGCAAACCGACAGUGCAUUCCACUCCAGAAUCCCCGGCCCGGGCUUCCCCCUCUAUCGAUCCACAUGCCAGUCUCCGUCAGUCCCCACCGCCGAUAAGCAAUGCUAUCAUCCCUCCCGGGGCGGUAAUCUCCCCCCUGAGUCUGGACCGAACUCAAGUGAUGAAGAAUCACCACACCGGAGUGACCACCCAGAAAUGCCGGCUCGGCCCUCAUCAAGUGCGCCGUCAACCACUGAGGCAAAGCCCACUCGUCCCAAGCUCCCCCCACCUACCAUUAUCCAAAGAAGCUCGCAAGAUUACUCAUUCUCGAUCAUCCACUGAAACCGCCAUCGAGUUGGCUCGUGAAUCGGCACUGACUAGCUCGCCCGAAGGAAGUGACGUGGAGAUGCCGUGCAAGCCCCCAAUGGUCCGUAAGAAGUCAGGUGAGCUUGUUCGACCUGCCCUGCGCCCUUCUUUGGCACGGCGACGACCAUCCAGCAUGCCUGGUACUCCCGUCUAUUCCAAAGCGGUGCACUUUGACUCCCACUUGGAACAUAUCCGUCACUUCCUCCAGCUGGACAGACCAUUGGCUGUCAGCACAGAAACAUCACCAGUUGAAAACCACGACACCGAGGCCGAGUUUCCCUUUGGCGGUCCAUCGUGGGAAUGGGAGAUCAAGCUCGCCAAUUGGCCCAAGGAUAUCUCGUCACGUGCGACUUGUCCGGUCCGCCUCGAGCGAUUGUUCUUGUCGACUGAUAAGAGCACUUUGAUCGGCACUGUGGCAGUGGCGAAUCUUGCUUUCCACAAGAAUGUGACCGCUCGUUUCACACUGGAUUAUUGGAGGACUACCUCGGAGGUUGCAGCGGCAUACUGCCACGAUGUUCGCCGCCAGCAAGCUGCCGAUGGGUUCGAUCGCUUUUCGUUCGAUCUCAAGCUGGAUGAUCAGGCCAAUCUGGAGACCAAGACCAUGUUUAUGUGCAUCCGCUAUAACGUGGAUGGACAGGAAUAUUGGGAUAACAAUGAUUCGGUGAACUAUCAGGUUGAUUUCCACAAGGUGCCCAAGAACCCUACGAGCAAGCCUCCAAGUGGCGGAUCUCGCCCUGCUCUUCCGCGCAGCCGAUCCUUCACCAGCUCUCAUACCGCUCGACCGCAAUCCAUGCCGCCUAACUAUGAUUUCCCCGAUGUCAGCGAUAAGACGCCAUUCACGAAUCCUUUCGAUGAUGCGAAUGGUGCGCCCUUGGCCCGUAAGCCCUCGGAUGACAUCGAUACGGUCGCGCCGCCCAAACGCCGUGAAAACUCCAACCGCCAGGCAUUUGGGAAUCGGUACGACUUCGGAGCGUCGCUGUCUGCUGCUAUGCGGUCAAAGGCGCCUCUAGAUCGGACCGCUCUGACUGCCCGCGCGAAAUCUGGGGAGACCGUGGCGCCGGAGACCAAACCCACCAAGAAAGCCCCCAGUUUUGGGCAGGGCCAUGGUUCUGCAGUGAGCGAUAAUUUCCGCACCGGAGGUCGUGUGGGAGAUCUAAAACCGUCCUCUUUGGUAUCUAGCAAGCCACAGCUCGAGUCUUCCGUGUACCAGGAGUUGGUCGAUAAGUACUGCUUUUAUGGGUCUCCGCAAGGAUCGAACCUGAAGGCACACCCAUCGAUCUCGAGCGGUCGUGAAGGCGAGGCCCCAAAGCAUAUCUCUGCCCCAGCCUGUUCUUCGCCGCCGCUGUCUCCUCGGUCUCCUGCUCCUCUCCGGGCUCCUGUCGCCGAAGCACCCCGUGCUUCUGUUAGCCCACGCGCCUCUCCGCUGCCCUCAGCCUCACCCCUGGCCUUUCGCCAUUCUUUCCACCACAAUUUCAUGAAUGAUCCUCACUCUCCUACGGUCAUUAGAGGGUGA